CACCGGAAGAACACGUUUUUUUGACCUGAUCUGAUGGAUGAUUAUUCAGAGGAGCUAGAGCCGUCUUUGCGCAACGUCAUCGAGCAGCAUUCCUUGAAAUGGGUGUUUGUCGGUGGAAAAGGAGGAGUUGGGAAAACUACGACAAGUUGCUGUCUGGCCACACAGUUAGCCUUGGUUCGUGAGAGUGUUCUGAUCAUUUCAACAGAUCCAGCACAUAACAUAUCUGAUGCCUUCAGUCAAAAGUUUUCAAAAGUACCUUCACUUGUAAAAGGGUUCACUAAUUUGUAUGCCAUGGAAAUAGACCCAAAUCUUGGACUGGCAGAAUUACCAGAUGAGUAUUUUGAACAAGAUGUGAUGAGCAUGGGGAAGUCAGUGGUUUCUGAGCUCCUCAGUGCUUUCCCAGGAAUUGAUGAAGCCAUGAGUUUUGCUGAAGUCAUGAAACUAGUAAAAGGCAUGAACUUCUCUUGCGUGGUUUUUGACACCGCCCCCACUGGUCACACCCUCAGGUUAUUGUCAUUUCCCUCCAUCAUAGAAAAGGGACUAGGGAAAAUCUUAAGACUGAAAAACAAAAUUGGACCAUUUAUAUCCCAGAUGGCUGGAGUUAUGGGAAUGCAAGACGUGAAUGCUGAUAUGAUGUCUACCAAAUUGGAUGACAUGAUGAACACAAUUAAACAAGUUAACGAACAAUUUAAAAAUGCGGACCAAACAACCUUUGUGUGUGUGUGUAUAGCAGAGUUUUUGUCCCUGUAUGAGACAGAGCGCCUUGUUCAGGAACUGACUCAGUAUGGCAUUGACACACAUAAUAUUGUUGUCAAUCAACUUUUGUUUCUAAAACAAGGGGAGGAGCCAUGUAAAUUAUGUAAAGCCAGGCACAGAAUUCAAGCGAAAUAUUUGGACCAGAUUGCAGAUUUAUAUGAAGAUUUUAAUGUCACAAAGCUCCCACUACAGGAAGAGGAAGUCAGAGGUGUAGACAAGAUAAAGGACUUCUCUAAAUACCUGAUACAACCCUACAAACACUGUUAAUAUUUGGUUAUAUCAAUAAAGUUAUUGAUGUUGUUUCUCACACUAUUUAUACAGUAUUUAUGAUUGCUUAUAGUUGUAGAAAAAUGCCAGAAUUUUUAAAUGAUUUACUGACCAAUGCAUAUAGUAAUCGACUCAGUUUGUUGUCAUCUUCCUCAAAGUAACAAUUACUUUAUGGUUAAGAAUACUUAGUGGUAAAGAAUACUAAGUUGUAUUGAGUAAAAGAUUCAUCUAUCAUUGCAAUCUAAUUAAAAUUAGAUGUUAGAAUCUAAAACUCGCUAUUAAAUGUUAGAUCUGCUCGCAUACUUGCUACACUAAUGUUGCGAGUAUGCGAGUGGAUCUAACAUCUAAUUUUCAUUAGAUUGCUAUGAUUAUGGGAUUGACAUUGAAAUGAAAGAGGCAAUUGA
Molecule: messenger RNA, 1427 nt
Organism: Saccostrea echinata
Lineage: Eukaryota; Metazoa; Mollusca; Bivalvia; Ostreida; Ostreidae
Product: ATPase ASNA1 homolog
Exons: 8
Coding region: 34-1023 (329 amino acids)
Biological process (GO): post-translational protein targeting to endoplasmic reticulum membrane
Cellular component (GO): GET complex
Molecular function (GO): ATP binding; ATP hydrolysis activity
Source: RefSeq, a predicted model, not a curated record